UCAACUCCUUCCAGCAACCAUGUCUGACAAACCUGAUAUGGCUGAGAUCGAGAAAUUCAAUAAGUCGAAAUUGAAGAAGACAGAAAUGCAAGAGAAAAAUCCUCUGCCUUCAAAAGAAACGAUUGAACAGGAGAAGCAAGCUGGCGAAUCGUAA
Molecule: messenger RNA, 154 nt
Organism: Arvicola amphibius (Eurasian water vole)
Lineage: Eukaryota; Metazoa; Chordata; Mammalia; Rodentia; Cricetidae
Product: thymosin beta-4-like
Exons: 1
Coding region: 20-154 (44 amino acids)
Biological process (GO): regulation of cell migration; actin filament organization
Cellular component (GO): cytoplasm
Molecular function (GO): actin monomer binding
Source: RefSeq, a predicted model, not a curated record